AUGUCCAAAGUCCAGCCCCUAUAUGGCGGUGCAAUCUCGUGUGUGAUCCCAGAGGGCUUUUUAGAUGCCUCAAUUUUACGGGAAGUGCCCGAUACUCAGGAAGUUUUCGUCAACUCUCGAGACCCAAAUGAACUCCACAAAUACACCGACGGUUUAGGGCUCGAAGAAAGCAUAAUCGUGGACCUUUUGCAACGCGUGGACGCUGACAGCGACCGGGACGCGCUAGAACUGCAUUUGCAGGAAAUUACAGGCCUCAAUGGCAGCAACGAAUGGACCGUGGUAAAACUGGACGUUGCAAAACAGCCUGCCCAUUACCAAACAUGCGUGGCCGUCGAAACUGCGUACAAAUGGGGCAAACAAGACGAGAAGGAAACACUUGUGCUGUGUUUGGCCCUGUUGCGGCUCGAAGAUGUGCAAACAGAUGUAAUUUUGAGCGUUAAUUUGCCGAUUUCGAAAGAACCAACGCUCAAGGAACUACAAAAUUGGACCCGGGAACCGUCUCAACCACCACCAGACCAGGUCCAGUCCGCCUAUACCCUACUACAGACCAUGGCUUCCAACUUUAAGGUUCUUGAUCAAAGUCUUUUCGUGUAA
Messenger RNA from Lachancea meyersii CBS 8951, 594 nucleotides. The record is from the annotation of a GenBank genome assembly. Lineage: Eukaryota; Fungi; Ascomycota; Saccharomycetes; Saccharomycetales; Saccharomycetaceae.